AUGUUAGCUGCGAAUGAAGAAGGCCCGGCAAUGCCGGGAAUAUUCGAUGUUCUCCGUUAUUUGGAGAACGAACCUGUAAUGCAACACACAUUACAGGAAUUUAUUAAUAUGACGCAGCACCUGAAUGCCCGCUUGACUGAGGCAGAAAGAAGACUGGCGGAAUAUGAAGGGCAAAAUGCCCAACAAGAAAUGGAAGUAGAAAAAAUGGAGGAGGGGCCGGCACCUCAGGAGCCGGGAUUCAAUAUAGAGGAAGCAGAGUGGGCACCUCUGCCGGAGAGUGAUGAUGAAGCCGAAUGGCUAGCAGAGGCAGAGUGGGCUCCUCUGCCCGAAGACAGCGAGGAAAAUCCUGAGGUGUCGGUGGCACCGGUGGAAUCAAGUGGUGAUAACGAACCGGAAGAAACAGUCCGAGAGAUCGUCCUGAGAUCAAGGACGAUUAAGGUCCCGGUUCCAGCCACAAAUACAACGUUGGCUGCGGCGACACCGGAAGCAUUCCGUCCCGCAGAUCUAGGGGACCUUCCGGAACAGCUCCGGAGAGAGCUGGAAAUGCCGCAGGCAGAGCAGUACACGGUGCUUCGAGCGGGGGAACUAUCAGCAUCGUGUGCGGCAUCUGCAACAGGCAGUUUGGCACGCUGA
Molecule: messenger RNA, 633 nt
Organism: Brugia pahangi
Lineage: Eukaryota; Metazoa; Nematoda; Chromadorea; Rhabditida; Onchocercidae
Source: the annotation of a GenBank genome assembly